Messenger RNA from Gracilinanus agilis (Agile Gracile Mouse Opossum), 5947 nucleotides. RefSeq names its product mitogen-activated protein kinase 8 interacting protein 3 (gene MAPK8IP3). Gene Ontology annotation, molecular function: kinesin binding; JUN kinase binding; MAP kinase scaffold activity. The transcript has 32 exons. Lineage: Eukaryota; Metazoa; Chordata; Mammalia; Didelphimorphia; Didelphidae. The coding region runs from base 132 to 4139 and encodes 1335 amino acids. Gene Ontology annotation, biological process: vesicle-mediated transport. Gene Ontology annotation, cellular component: cytoplasm. The record is from RefSeq and is a predicted model, not a curated record.
ACAGGCAGAGAGCAGUGGCUGCGGCGGCCUUGGGGUAGCGGGGGAGCUGGGAGCACGCAGCCGGAGAGCAACCCAGCUAGGCCCGGCCGGGAAGGCAUCAGGCCGCGCUGGCGGCGGCGGCGGUAGCCACGAUGAUGGAAAUCCAGAUGGACGAGGGCGGCGGGGUGGUAGUGUACCAGGACGACUACUGCUCCGGCUCGGUGAUGUCGGAGCGUGUGUCGGGCCUGGCUGGCUCCAUUUACCGCGAGUUCGAGCGGCUCAUCAGCUGCUACGAUGAGGAGGUAGUGAAGGAGCUGAUGCCGCUGGUGGUGAACGUGCUCGAGAACCUGGACUCGGUGCUCAGCGAGAACCAGGAGCACGAGGUGGAGCUCGAGCUGCUGCGCGAGGACAACGAGCAGCUGCUCACCCAGUACGAGCGGGAGAAGGCGCUGCGCAAGCAGGCCGAAGAGAAAUUCAUUGAGUUUGAAGAUGCCUUGGAACAAGAAAAGAAAGAUCUACAAAUCCAGGUUGAACACUAUGAAUUCCAGACUCGACAGCUAGAGUUAAAAGCCAAAAACUAUGCAGAUCAGAUUUCUCGACUGGAGGAACGUGAAUCAGAGAUGAAGAAGGAAUAUAAUGCCCUGCACCAGAGACACACAGAGAUGAUCCAGACCUAUGUAGAGCACAUUGAACGAUCCAAGAUGCAACAGGUUGGGGGAAAUAGCCAAACAGAGGGCAGUCUACCAGGGAGAAGCAGGAAGGAGCGCCCAACCUCUCUGAAUGUCUUCCCCCUUGCAGAUGGAAUGGUACGUGGACAGAUAGGGGGCAAGAUCAUCCCCACAGUGGACCACUGGCACCUGAGUGACCUCGGCCAGCUGCAGUCCAACUCCAGCUACAAGUGUCCACAUGAUGAGAUGUCUGAAUCAGGCCAGUCUUCUGCUGCUGCCACCCCCAGCACCACCGGCACCAAGUCCAAUACACCAACAUCCUCAGUGCCCUCUGCUGCUGUCACCCCUCUGAAUGAGAGUUUGCAGCCAUUAGGGGACUAUGGUCUUGGAUCAAAGAACAGCAAACGUGCAAGAGAGAAACGUAAUAGUCGCAACAUGGAAGUCCAAGUCACCCAAGAAAUGAGGAACGUUAGCAUAGGGAUGGGCAGUAGUGAUGAGUGGUCUGAUGUUCAAGACAUCAUAGAUUCCACACCAGAGCUAGACAUGUGCCAGGAACCUCGAUUGGAGCGCACUGGAAAUAGUCCAACCCAGGGAAUUGUCAACAAAGCCUUUGGCAUCAACACUGAUUCCCUAUAUCAUGAGCUGUCUACUGCAGGUUCUGAAGUCAUUGGGGAUGUGGAUGAAGGUGCAGACCUACUAGGGGAGUUCUCAGUGCGGGAUGAUUUUUUUGGAAUGGGCAAAGAAGUAGGAAAUUUAUUGCUGGAGAAUUCACAACUUCUGGAGACCAAAAAUGCUUUGAAUGUGGUGAAGAAUGAUCUGAUUGCCAAGGUAGACCAGUUGUCUGGGGAACAGGAGGUGCUGAAGGGGGAAUUGGAAGCCACAAAACAGGCCAAAGCCAAGAUGGAGACCAGAGUCAAGGAGCUAGAAGAGGAACUCAAACGAGUGAAGUCUGAAGCCAUCAUUGCACGACGUGAACCCAAAGAAGAGGUGGAGGAUGUAAGCAGCUAUCUCUGUACAGAAUUGGACAACAUUCCCAUUGCCCAACGCCGCCGUUUCACUCGUGUAGAGAUGGCUCGUGUCCUUAUGGAACGUAACCAGUAUAAAGAGAGGCUAAUGGAACUCCAGGAGGCUGUGAGGUGGACAGAGAUGAUCAGGGCAUCCCGAGAACACCCAUCUGUCCAGGAGAAGAAGAAAUCUACCAUCUGGCAAUUCUUCAGCCGCCUCUUCAGCUCUUCGUCUAGUCCACCUCCUGCAAAGAGGUCCUAUCCAUCAGUAAACAUCCACUAUAAGUCACCCACCACAGCUGGAUUCAGCCAGCGCCGCAGCCAUACUAUGUGCCAGAUCUCAGCUGGCAACCGCACCUUGGAAUUUUUCCCUGAUGAUGACUGCACAUCCUCGGCUCGGAGGGAACAGAAACGUGAACAAUACCGACAAGUUCGAGAACAUGUACGCAAUGAUGAUGGACGAUUGCAGGCCUGUGGCUGGAGCCUUCCUGCCAAGUACAAGCAGCUAAGUCCCAAUGGAGGCCAAGAAGAUACCAGAAUGAAGAAUGUUCCUGUGCCUGUAUACUGCCGCCCACUAGUAGAAAAAGACCCUACUAUGAAACUAUGGUGUGCAGCGGGGGUCAACUUGAGUGGUUGGAAGCCAAAUGAAGAAGACUCUGGGAAUGGAACCAAGCCAACUUUGGGUCGUGACCCCCUCACCUGUGACCGUGAAGUAGAAGGAGAGAACAAGAGUAACCAUACAUCUCCAGAAAAGAAAAAGGGGAAGGAGCUACAUGAGAUGGAUGCCACCUCAAGUAGAGUCUGGAUUCUCACCAGUACCCUGACCACAAGUAAAGUGGUAAUCAUUGAUGCCAACCAACCAGGCACAGUGGUGGACCAGUUUACUGUUUGCAAUGCCCAUGUUCUCUGCAUUUCCAGUAUUCCUGCAGCCAGUGACACUGACUAUCCCCCUGGUGAGAUCUUCCUGGAGGGUGAUAUGAACCCUGAGGAUUCAGGGGCUGAUGGGGUCCUAGCUGGGAUCACAUUGGUGGGUUGUGCCACCCGAUGUAAUGUGCCACGAAGCAACUGUUCCUCUCGUGGAGAUACUCCUGUGCUGGACAAAGGGCAGGGUGAGGUAGCCACCGUCAGCAAUGGGAAGAUCAAUCAGUCUCAGUCCACAGAGGAGGCAACAGAAGCCACAGAGGUGCCAGAACCAGGACCAAGUGAAGUUGAAAUGACCUCAGUUAGGCCCGGACCCCUCACUGAGCAUGUCUUCACUGAUCCAGCCCCAACACCAACUGUCAGCAGCCAGCCAAGCAGUGAGAAUGGGCCAAAGGCGGACUCCAGCACCACACAGCAAGAACAGGAAGCAGCUGGGGAGCCCAGUGUAGCAGGCACCAGUGCUGCUCCCACCAUGUGGCUGGGAGCACAGAAUGGUUGGCUUUAUGUACACUCAGCAGUAGCUAACUGGAAGAAAUGUCUACAUUCCAUCAAGCUGAAGGACUCCGUUCUGAGCCUGGUGCAUGUAAAAGGCCGGGUGCUGGUGGCAUUAGCAGAUGGGACGUUGGCCAUUUUCCACCGUGGGGAAGAUGGCCAGUGGGACCUCAGCAACUACCAUCUAAUGGACCUGGGUCACCCACACCACUCAAUCCGCUGCAUGGCCGUCGUCUAUGAUCGGGUCUGGUGUGGCUAUAAGAACAAAGUCCAUGUCAUUCAGCCCAAAACCAUGCAGAUAGAGAAGUCAUUUGAUGCCCAUCCACGGCGGGAGAGUCAGGUGCGGCAGCUGGCAUGGAUUGGUGAUGGUGUGUGGGUCUCCAUCCGUCUGGAUUCUACGUUGCGGCUCUACCAUGCCCAUACCCAUCAACACUUACAGGAUGUUGACAUUGAACCUUAUGUCAGCAAGAUGCUAGGCACUGGCAAACUAGGCUUCUCCUUCGUGCGCAUCACAGCUCUUCUUAUCGCAGGCAACCGUCUCUGGGUGGGCACAGGCAAUGGUGUUGUCAUCUCCAUCCCACUAACUGAGACGGUCGUCCUGCACCGUGGCCAGCUCCUCGGGCUCCGUGCCAACAAGACAUCCCCCACAUCAGGGGAGGGGCCUCGACCUGGUGGCAUCAUCCAUGUGUAUGGAGAUGACAGUAGUGACAGGUCAGCCAGCAGCUUCAUCCCUUAUUGUUCCAUGGCACAAGCUCAACUGUGCUUCCACGGCCACCGAGAUGCUGUCAAGUUUUUUGUCUCUGUGCCAGGGAAUGUACUGGCGACCCUCAAUGGCAGUGUACUGGAUAGCCCCUCGGAGAACCCUGGCCCCACAGCCUCUGACCCUGAGGGCCAGAAGCUGAAGAAUGUGCUUGUAUUAAGUGGUGGUGAAGGCUACAUCGACUUUCGGAUUGGUGAUGGAGAAGAUGAUGAAUCAGAAGAGAAUGCGGGGGAUGUGAAUCAGGUGAAACCCAUGUUGUCCAAGGCUGAAAGGAGCCACAUCAUCGUGUGGCAGGUCUCCUACAUUCCGGAGUGAGAGCCUGCUGCCCACCGGCCACCCCUCCCCUCCUGCCUGAACGCCAAGGUGUACAUACAGAACUCCUGCCCUCCUCUCACCACCAGGGAUGCCAUCAGCCCCUCCAGGUGGCUGAAGCACCUGCCUGCCCUUUUUCUAACCUCUCAAUUUGCAGCUUUCACCAUAGGACCGGAGGCUUCUCAAGUGGGCAGGGAGGAUAUGGAAGACUUGGCCAAAGGAAAGGGGGAGUGGAGACAAUUGGAUGGGGGGCAGUAGGAUCCUGGAGGCCAGCCUGGGCUUUAGGCCAGUGGAGGAGCCAGAAGCCUGUGGCAGACUAUUGCAUGAGUAGGGCACUGGGUUCUAGCCUGAAGAGCAGAUGGCCCAGGGGGCUGAUGGGAACACAUUUUUGUCUGGGCCUGUGCCCACCAAGCCACGCUUUUGGGCAGCUGGGGGAGGGUAUGCCAAUCAAUUCUCCCACUUGGAGCCUUCCCCUCUAUUUCCUACUAAGAAUUUUGUUCCCUUGAUGCCAAGAGUUAUAAUGGGGAGAACCCUGCUUGGUCCUACCCCUUCCACUUAGAAUUUCUCUGCAUGUUAGGGGCCUAGGCUUCUGGCCUUUGCCAAGAGGAACAGCCUAGGAGAGGAUCAGUACUGCCUUAAGGGGCAUUUGGUAGUCAUACUUACCAAGAAUUCCAAUCUGUCACUCCUAGGGCUUGGGACCCAUGUCCUCCACAGAGGUGAUGUCAGCCUUAGAGCAUUUGGCCAGACUCACCUGGUGAGCCUGGGUCUCAUCCCCCCUCCCCCAGGCCACUGAGCAUGAGGUGACCUGCAUUCUGGCCGGAGUUAUGCCAGCCCUUGUCCCUCCUCCCUGACCAGCUCCUUCAGCUUUACUGCACUGUCCAGGCUCAGCAUUGCCCCCCUCUCCUUGAGCUUCCUCACCCCUCCUAGAAUUUCAGAAGGUACAAGGGAGCCACCACUCCUGGACUGUGUGUCUCUCAGGGGUCAGCCUCUUGCCUUGAAUCUCCAAAGGCAAUAAAAGCAUAGUGUGCCCAGGUGCUGUGUAAAGAUGUCCUCCCAGAGCAGGAAUGCCUGUAGAGUCUGAGCUCCCUGGCCACAUUAUUAAGUGCCUAGGGUUGGCCUGGGAGGUUUGCUGUCCUAGAAGCAGAUGCCUGCUGCUGGGAGAGAGGAAAAGGAGCCAUCUUGGGCCCAGGCCCCUGAGUGGUGAGGGAAAGAAGAUGGUUCUAAGGAAACUGCUCUGCUGGGAAGAGGUUUGGCUCCCAACCCUGGUGCCACGCAGCCCACCAAAUCAAAUAGUAGUUUCACACAGACUGUGCUUCAGCAGCCACCAGUCCUGGGGGAUGAUCAGAGUUAUAUUGGCCUUACUUAUGUCUCCCCCCAGACUGUAGUUGCUACUUAAAUCUCCUGGGGAUAAAGGAGUGAGUUUUUUUACAAGACUCCUAGCUGCUGAUUUCCUUUCCUUCCUGCCCUGGGCAGCUUAGCAUUCCCCUCCAGCCCCACAGUCCUCUUAAAAGAAGCACACUAUUGAGGGCAGCCCCAGGUCUAGAGCCCAUCCCUUCCCCUCAGUCAUGCAACAAAAGGUGAAAGCUAAUUGGCUUCUCCACUUCUCCCUGCCAUCUUUCCACUGUGAUGUAUGUAAAGUUCAUUAUAUGUUACAAAAGGAUUUCCAAGUGUCUUUGAAGGCCUGAACACUGCACAGUUAGCACUGAGACUUGUGUCCUUGUAAAGAGAGGGCUAUAGGAAUACUCUCCCCAGGCUUUGGCCCUGCAACUGAACCAUGUACCUGUUCUGUAUGUAAUAAACGUGUUAAAUCA